This is a messenger RNA of Photinus pyralis (common eastern firefly), 733 nucleotides long. RefSeq names its product U-scoloptoxin(01)-Er1a-like. NCBI's taxonomy places the organism in Eukaryota, Metazoa, Arthropoda, Insecta, Coleoptera, Lampyridae. The transcript is spliced from 3 exons. Gene Ontology annotation, molecular function: chitin binding. Gene Ontology annotation, cellular component: extracellular region. The record is from RefSeq and is a predicted model, not a curated record. Bases 85 to 612 code for a protein of 175 amino acids.
UCUGGCGGUGGCAUUUAUAUAUAAAUUAAUUUACCAAAUGGUCACACACUUGUAGAAGCAGUGCUGCACAUUUAGGUACAUAAAAUGAAGUACUUAAUUAUAUUGCCAUUAACUUUUUGUAUAGUUAUAAGUGCACCAAGAUCAAGAAUUUAUCCUGAACAAACACCACCACAGUUACUAACGUUACCGAGCAAUGCAACAAGUAUACGUGCAGAAAUCACAGACUCCUUCACGUGCGAGGGACGUUCUUAUGGAUACUAUGCAGAUACUGAUAAUGAUUGUCAAAUAUUCCACGUAUGCCUGCCCGUAGUUUACUCGCACACUAGAAGCCAAAUGUUUAAAUGGAGCUUCAUAUGCCCAGAGGAAACCAUUUUCAAUCAGGAGAUCUUCACCUGCGUAAACGCGGACGAGUCAAUCGAUUGUAUGGAGUCGCCCAAAUUUUAUUCAUUAAAUUCGCAUUUUGGUGAGAGAGAAUCUGAAACCGAAGAGGCCCAUCACGUGACAGAUGGCACGACUGUCCUACCGGAAAUGUCGCAAGGUGUCGAAAAAUCCGGAAGAAGACAUUCGUAUGACUCCAAACGAAAAACUUUAGAAAGCGUAUACAAUUAUUAAUUUUUUCUUCGCCUAUACAAUCCAUUUUUAACAUGACUGAAUACAAUGAUCUUAUUCGCAACAGACUGAUUUAAACAUAAGGUGUACAAGUUUAAACGCAAUAAAUGAGCUUUUUCUAUGA